Messenger RNA from Anarrhichthys ocellatus (wolf-eel), 4708 nucleotides. Its product is annotated as mannosyl-oligosaccharide 1,2-alpha-mannosidase IA. Bases 1337 to 3295 code for a protein of 652 amino acids. Gene Ontology annotation, cellular component: Golgi membrane; extracellular exosome; endoplasmic reticulum. Gene Ontology annotation, biological process: mannose trimming involved in glycoprotein ERAD pathway; carbohydrate metabolic process. The transcript has 12 exons. Gene Ontology annotation, molecular function: mannosyl-oligosaccharide 1,2-alpha-mannosidase activity; calcium ion binding. The record is from RefSeq and is a predicted model, not a curated record. NCBI's taxonomy places the organism in Eukaryota, Metazoa, Chordata, Actinopteri, Perciformes, Anarhichadidae.
GUGGAUGUUGUCUUUUCUUUUUUUUUGCCUAAUGUACAGAACCAUCCAGACCUCUCUGCUUCUGUCCAAACGGCUUCACAGUGUUGUGAUAAGCCGCUGUGAAUAUCCAUCAGGAUCCGACCAGCCCACUGGAUUGUCGAGCCUCUCCACCUCCUCGCCCCUCUUUGCCUGCACUAUAUGUUACAUUGUUACAUUUCCAGCCCUCUCUCUCUCUCUCCCACCCCUCUCUAUUCCUUUUUUUUACGCGAGCGGACGUCCACGGCACGGCGACACAAGUGCGCACUACAGGCGAGAGUGCGAGGCACGGCAGGCAGGCGGACUGACGGACGGCGGGUACCGGAGCGACGACGACGCGGCGGUGGUGUGUGUGUCAGUCUUUUGUUGGAGACCUCCGGGGGGCGGACUGGACGGUGGAUUUGUUUAUUCUCUGGAUUUUUUUUGGAUCAGGGGCUAUCGGAUAACUUCGCGUGGGACAAAAAAACCAAAAAAAAAACCCGCCUCAUUUCAUGUCAUCCACCGAAUUGUUUCGCCGGCGUGUUGACGCCAGCUGAGAGGGAGGGGGGGGAGGAAAAAGAAGAAGGAGGAAACGCAGGCUACUGGAGGAAGAGAGCGACUGACAGAUAGGCGGCAUGAAUACACACGCGUUUCCGUCCGCCAGCUGUACAGGAUAGAUGCGAAACAACACACGACUGGCGAUCUUUAAGCGUAGAUUUGAGGAGCACAUGAUGCGGCAACGUGGGUCGGUUUCAACGGAGAUAAGCGACAGAGAUGCUCUGCUGCACCGUUUAGGGGCAAUGUGCUACUGACGAUUUGAACGGAAUAAUGCAUCGAGACACAACUUUGUUCACAGACCUGACACACUGCGAAACGUUUCAUUGUAUCCUCCAGAAGUGAUACAUUUGUUAUGUUAUAGUUCUCCUUGACUAUAGCGUAGUGCUCCGGUGAACGCCGGUGCCGUUUAAUCUGUACUGCGUUCACGGUUUACGUCGACUCAAAUCCCGCAACCUAUCGUGAUGUGCGUGAUGUCGGCUGGAUGAAACCUCCACAAAGCUCUCGUGUUGUCAGAUGAUUGGUAAAUUGUUGGUGUAGGCAGGCCUAACCUUCGCUUAUGCAGAUACAAUCGAUAGCGAGAUAAGAGCUGCUCUGGCAGGCUGUUUAUGCAACUCUGGAAGUGUCAACUCUGGGGGGUGGGUGGGGGGUGUUUUAGAAGUCAGGCAUUUCGAGUUUUUACAGAUGCCCCAACGCGGCAGUUAGGAGCCGCUCAGUAGAGACUGUCAAAACCGCUGUGUAGCGUCGGAGAAGAAUACUGUGAAGCGACGUCUCCAGAAAACUUUCAAUGGUUUUCCGAAAGUUGCCCGGUGUGUCUGCAUCGGGCAUGGGUCUGCGGCUGUCCCAGAAGUUCGUGUUUCUGCUCUUUCUCUCGGGUUUGGUGACGCUGUGUUUCGGGGCCCUUUUCUUCCUGCCGGACUCUGUCCGACUAAAACGCAUUUUUUUGUCCAAGACGGAGACCCAGCCGGUCACCGUCGGCUCCGGGUCCGAGAACGAUGCCACACGGGAACACUUGAAACGACCCAAGGACCAGGAGCCCCCGCGGGGCAUGACCCCGGCCAAAGGAGAGGCCACCAGCACCAAGCUGAAGAGUCUGAGCCGCAACCCGACGGUCUUCCUUGAUGCCACCGAGGAGCGGCUCGCCGGGGGUAAAGCGCAGGAGGACUUCACUUUGCCCAGGUCCAAGACGGAGUCCAAGACGGAGUCCGCCUCGGAGAAGGCGGCGACCUCCUCCUCCAACCGCGCUGCCAUGUCGGAUACUUUCAGUUACGACAAAUUCAAAGGGUGUCUGCUCAAACCCCCGCUGGGAAGAGACACCGGCAGGCCGAGCGACCCCCAGACCAACGAGCGCCGGGAGAAAGUCAAAGAGAUGAUGAAGUUUUCCUGGGACAACUACAAGCGCUACGCCUGGGGCAAGAAUGAGCUGCGGCCUUUGACGAAGAACGGGCACAUUGGCAACAUGUUUGGUGGCCUGAGAGGAGCCUCCAUCAUUGACUCACUGGACACACUAUAUAUUAUGGGACUGAUGGAAGAAUAUAACGACGCCAAGGAGUGGGUGCAGACAAGCCUGGACCUAAACUCGAACGGUGAGGCAUCCCUCUUUGAGGUGAACAUCCGUUACGUUGGCGGCUUGCUGGCGGCGUACUACCUGACAGGAGAGGAGAUGUACAAAAGCAAAGUAAUGGAACUGGGAGAGAAGCUGCUGCCUGCCUUCAACACGCCAACAGGAAUCCCCCGAGGAGUCAUUAACCUGGGGAGCAGUGGCACCAGUUGGAGUUGGGGCUGGGCCUCAGCCGGGAGCAGCAUCCUGGCUGAGUUCGGGACUCUUCAUCUCGAAUUUGUCCAUCUUUCGGAGCUCUCCAGGAAUCCCAUCUACACAGAGAAGGUGAUGAACAUCAGAAAACUACUGAACAAGAUUGAAAAACCCCACGGCCUGUACCCCAACUUCCUCAGUCCAGUCAGCGGCAACUGGGUCCAACAUCACGUUUCCAUCGGUGGCCUCGGGGAUAGUUUCUACGAGUAUCUGAUCAAAUCAUAUCUGAUGUCAGACAAGACGGACGAGGACGCAAAGAAAAUGUACUACGGCGCGAUGGAGGCGAUUGAAGCUAAUCUGGUGCAAAAGUCCCCCGGUGGUCUCACCUACAUGGCCGAGUGGAGGGGAGGAAUCCUGGACCACAAGAUGGGCCACCUGGCCUGCUUCUCAGGGGGCAUGAUCGGCAUCGGGGCUGACGAUGGAGCGCCGGAGAAGAGGCAACACUUCCUGGACCUGGCUGCUGAGAUCACACACACAUGCCACGAGAGCUACACUCGCUCAGCCACCAAGCUGGGACCUGAGGCGUUCAGAUUUGACGGUGGAGGAGAAGCAACAGCGACCAGGCUGAGCGACAGAUAUUACAUCCUGCGACCAGAAGUCAUCGAGAGCUACAUGUACAUGUGGAGACUGACCCACGACCCCAAGUACAGAGAGUGGGGUUGGGAAGCUGUUGAGGCCCUGGAGCAACACUGCAGAGUGGAGUCUGGCUUCUCCGGGAUCCGUGACGUUUACACCAUGACAGCCAGCCACGAUAACAUGCAGCAGAGCUUCUUCCUCUCAGAGACACUCAAGUAUCUGUACCUGCUCUUCUCUGAUGACGACCUUCUGCCACUGGAGGACUGGGUCUUUAAUACAGAAGCCCAUCCGCUGCCCAUCAUCCGCAGGGGCUGCAUGCAGGACAAAGCGACACAGGAUAAGACGGUCUCCGAAUAAGACUGAACACUACCAACAGCCGAGACGGACACAUUGGCACAGUUCAUGUGUACACACAGUCACACAAAUAUGGCAAACCACCAAUUCAAUGCAGGUUCAGAGUCUUUUCAGGAGCGUGUUAUGGACUCUCAAUUUGUUUCCAGUAAAGGACGCCGUCGUUUUACGCUGUGAUUGUAUAUCCUUUCGCCGGGGUUACUUCCUGCUGGCAAUUCUUUCUUUUUUUUUGUGAACAAUCAAGACAAACAUGACUUUCAUGAAAAGAGCACCUUUUUCUUUCCUUCUUUCCUCUGUGAGGAAACCAAGUAUAACUUGCAGACCCAAAUGUAGUGGGAGGAGGGUUGAACUAUGGGCCAUAUUGUUAGAAAGAGAGAGAAACGUAUUGAAGACCACUUGAGUUUUGCUCUUUGAGUUUGUUGUUUCGUUAAUCUUAAGUGAUGAAUGAUUUCCUUAUAUCGUCAUUGCAUCUUUUCCUUUGCGAGUACACUCUUUGACCAAAGGUUUCUUUGCAUUUCUAUUUCCCCUCUUUCCAGUGAUGUGUUUUUGAUGAGUUUUGACCCGAAAGUAAAAUUUGCAACGAGGCUUAAACUGUAAUGAAUAUCGAUUAAUGUACAGACAAACACAAAAUGUGAUUCUCAAAUUCACCUCCAAACUAAUGUUGAUGUCAUGUUUCUAACUGAAACAAGCUUGAAUGAAUUCCUUAAAAGUUCGGAGGUGUCAGGAAAGUGGCAGUGUCUUAUGCAUCCGGGGACAAUUAAAAGAAUAAUGCUGUUGGGUUGCGUUUCCACUGUACGCUUGGGUUAUUGUGUGAAUAGGACAAAGCUUUCUCAGUCCUCUCAGCCUUUCAGAUCAAAGUAACAAAUGGAGUGCUGUCAGUUCUGUGGCUGUAAAACAUGCAUAGAGGGAAAAAGAACACAUUUGCACCCAGCUCCAAAUGGGUUUUCCUGUUUCCGUUGUAGUUUUUCUGCUUCACCCUGCCUUUAUAUGUGAAUCCAUACAGCUGCCAAUACUGACGCUAAAGGCUAUGAGCCUGAGAGUGGAGAGAUUUCAUUUUCAUCCCGGUUCUAUUCAUCACUGCUGUCCUGCACAGUUGUGGAGCGAAUGUGCUGUACAUACAGAUGAAGUGAAUGACCCCUGUAUGAGCUUGUCUUGAUUUUAUUUUGGUGAUCUUUUCUUUUCUUUUUUUUUUUCUAAACUUCAGUGGUUAUUUUUUCUGGGUUCUCUUUUGAUUUGCUUCCCUCAGGUGUUUCAGUUAAAAAAAAAAAAAAAAAAAAAAGCUAAAAUGAUCUGACUUUUAAGUCUAGUUAUCACUGAUAAUAAUUAUUAUUACUUAUUCUUACUGUUUGAUUUAACUUUCAUUGUUGGAUAUUUUCAAAUACUGAUAAAAAGACCUGUGCAACUUUGUACAUUUAAAAC